Amphibalanus amphitrite is the source of this 649-nucleotide messenger RNA. Its product is annotated as polycystic kidney disease 2-like 1 protein. The record is from RefSeq and is a predicted model, not a curated record. The coding region runs from base 221 to 649 and encodes 142 amino acids. The transcript is spliced from 4 exons. NCBI's taxonomy places the organism in Eukaryota, Metazoa, Arthropoda, Thecostraca, Balanomorpha, Balanidae.
AGCACUUAAUGUUUCGAGUUAUUUUGUAAGGUCUUUAAAAUAUUCCGGGUUUUACGUUACCUUUAAUUACGGCCAAUGGAGUGCACCGACCAUUUCCGAGUGUUGUGAAAGCUGUUGGAAAUAGUGUGCUGCUGAUGGCCGAUUUAAAAUGCUAUUUGGUCGCGGUUGUUGAAGAAGACGGUGAGAUUAAAAAGACUGAAGAAAUACUAUAUCGCUGAACAUGCCCACCAACAGCCAGGCAAAUACCGCUUCGGCACCAGAGGGCAGCGGAACACCGGCUGUCAAUGGAGCACCAUCGGGCAGCGGAGCACCAUCGGGCAACGGAGCACCGGCCGCCGGUGACGCGCCGGCCGUCCCCAAACCUGGCUGCUGCGGUGACCACGGGCCAACCGCAUGCAUCGGGGGACUAUGGACCUCCCGUGAAAUGACUGACAUGGAGGACCGUGAAAUUGUUGUUCGCACCAACCUGCGCGAGCUGAUCGUCUACCUAGUGUUCCUGGCGGUCGUCAGCAUCCUGGCUGUGAGCACAACUUCACCUACCAUGUUCUACUUCACAAAAGCUCUGUCCGAGCUCUUUUGGACGCCUCUUUUGCCGACUCCGAUGGGAAUUUCAAGGAAUCGACUCAAAUACUGGAUUUUUGGAGAGUAA